Messenger RNA from Pezoporus occidentalis (night parrot), 1261 nucleotides. RefSeq names its product mesoderm posterior protein 1-like. The coding region runs from base 118 to 1068 and encodes 316 amino acids. NCBI's taxonomy places the organism in Eukaryota, Metazoa, Chordata, Aves, Psittaciformes, Psittacidae. The transcript has 2 exons. Gene Ontology annotation, cellular component: nucleus. Gene Ontology annotation, molecular function: RNA polymerase II cis-regulatory region sequence-specific DNA binding; DNA-binding transcription factor activity, RNA polymerase II-specific; protein dimerization activity. Gene Ontology annotation, biological process: heart morphogenesis; somite rostral/caudal axis specification; mesoderm formation. The record is from RefSeq and is a predicted model, not a curated record.
ACCCCGGCCUUUGAAGUGCUGCUGGUGGCGGCCACGGAGGUGCCACUUCACACCUCGGACUCGCAUAAAGGCGAGGCCGGCCGGGAGACGCCGGCACACGGCCCCGCAGCAGCAGCCAUGGCAGCCCCCGGCCUCCCGCUGCCCCCCACAUCCCUGCUGCAGCACUGGGGCUGCCGCGGGCCCCCGGACCCCGAGGGCUACAGCAGCAGCUCGCCCGCAGCCUCGCCCGACUCCUGCGGCCUCUCAUCGCCCGCCGCUGCCCGGGGACCCCGGAGCGGCCCCGCUGCCCCUCGCGGCCCCAGGGGCAGGAAGGGAGCGCGGGGAGCGGGGGGCCCGCGGCAGAGCGCCAGCGAGCGGGAGAAGCUGCGGAUGCGGCGGCUGGCGCAGGCCCUGCUGCGGCUGCGGCACUACCUGCCGCCCGCGCUGGCGCCCGCCGGGCAGAGCCUCACCAAGAUCGAGACCCUGCGCCUGGCCGCCCGCUACAUCGCGCACCUCUCGGCGCUGCUGGGGCUCAGCGAGGAGGCGCUGGCCCGGCGGCGGGGGGCGGCGCCCCGGCACUGCCCGCUCUGCCCCCAGGGCCUGGGGUGCUGCCGGAGCCCGGACCCCCGCCCGCUCCCGCCCGCACCGGCCCCGCGCGAUGCUUCGCCCCCCGGCGCUGCGGGCUGGGGGUCACCUCCCGUGGCCGGGCCCCCGCCGGAGCUGCUCGGGGCUGCCGGCGUGGGGCCGGGGGCCUGGGGGUCGUCGCCUCCCUGUGGCGCUGCAGCAGGGCCCCCCCCGGAGGUGCUUGGGGUUCCAGACCUGGGGCCGGGAGCCUGGGGCUCGCCCCCCUACAUCCCUUCGGUGAGGACCCCCCCGGAGCUGCACGGGAGCGCCGUCACCUCCGACACGUGUUCGUGGCCAUCCCCCCUUCAUGGGGCAGGAGCUCCUCCUGACCUCCCUGGAGACGCCCUCCUGGAUGCGGGGCUGAUGCUGCCAGAGUUUGUGGAUGCAGGGACUGUCACCCAGGACCUGUCUGCAGACCUGCUCUCCCUUUUGGAAGCCCUGCUCCCGUCACAGCGCCAGGACUGACCCAGUCAAACCCCAGCUGCCCGGUGCCAUGUGGCCCCAUGAUGCACUACAUGGAUGAAACAGCUCGUGGGACCGUGUCUCCUCUUGGACAGUGGGGGGGCGGUGGGAAGGAGCUGCCUCUCAUGUGGGCCUGGAGCUGUGCUGGACACGCUGGGGUGCUGCGACUGUACAUAAAUAAACCCUCGUGCCCCUC